AUGACUUAUUUGGACUUUUUGAACAUGGAUAUACAAGUCCAUUGCGGUCUUGCUUUGCUUAUACGUAUAGGUCUUAUACUUUUCAGUAAUUUCCAAGACCUACAUUUCAAAGUGAAGUACACUGACAUUGAUUACCAAGUGUUCACCGAUGCUGCCAGCUGUUUGUGGAAAGGGGAGUCCCCUUUUCAAAGACAUACCUACCGAUACACACCUUUAGUGGCUUUUCUCCUAACGCCAAAUAUUUUCUGGUUUGCCUCGUUCGGAAAAUUAUUUUUUUCUUGUUUUGAUGUACUUACAAGCUUGUUAAUUUAUAAAAUCCAAAAGAAAUAUAAUUAUACCACUGCCACAUGCAAGCUGUGUGCUUUUAUGUGGCUCUACAAUCCCCUGACUAUGGUGAUAUCGACAAGAGGAAGCUCUGAAGCCAUUAUGACGUCUCUAGUGAUGUUGACGAUCUACAUGUAUCAACUGAAGUCGUGGGUGUUGUUUGGUUUAGCAUAUGGGCUUUCAGUUCAUGUUAAAAUAUAUCCGUGCAUGCAUGCCCUUACGUUUUACUUUUUUCUCUGUGAUAAUGCGUGCGAUGUAACAGGUGGUUUCGAAAAGCUGAAGCUGCUGUUUGUGCCAAACAGAAAACGAAUAACUUUUGGUGUCGCUACCUUGGUAGGUUUUAUCAUUCCCACUGCUAUUUCUGUUUAUUUUUAUGGAGAAACCUACAUUCAAGAAGGUUUUUUGUACCAUUUGUCUAGGAAAGAUAUUAAACACAAUUUUUCUCCAUAUUUUUACAUCCUGUAUCUGUCGGAAACUAUGGACCCGAAGGUAUCUUCAUAUAUUUCUUAUGCUGCUUUUUUCGUACAAGCAAUUUUGAUUUUGUCAGUGUCCUUUGCUUUAUGUUCGCCUAAAUAUCUUGCCCCAUGUUUGUUUCUUCAAACUUUUAUAUUUGUCACUUUCAAUAAGGUUUGUACGUCUCAGUAUUUUCUAUGGUAUUUGUGUUUGUUUCCAUUAACCUUUCCUUUCUUAAAUGUUAGGAUAAAAUAUAUAGUUUCUGCUUUUGUAGUUUGGUCUUUAGGCCAGGUUUUAUGGUUAACACCAGCAUACUAUUUAGAAUUCCAAGGAGUGAAUACUUUCUUUCUAAUUUUUCUAUCUAGUUUGAUAUUCUUUUUAAUAAAUGUGUGCUUGAUUGCUGCUACUUUUAAGUGCAUUGUUGCAACAGGGGAGAGUAAAAGCAAGAAAAAAGAAUAAUUAAAUCUAAUGCUACUAAUAAAAGUUUCAAUGUGCAAUAUUUUUUUGUUUGCCUUGAGUAUCAACUAUAUAAAAGUGAAUCGUAUAAAAUUUGCGGGAGAUGUUUGCAGAAUAGACCCUUUAUCCCUAACUUUCAGAGUUUCAUUUCAAACCAAUAGGAACCUGCAUUAGAGGCAGGCCCAGAUAAAGGUGGA
Messenger RNA from Uloborus diversus, 1430 nucleotides. Its product is annotated as GPI mannosyltransferase 1-like. Gene Ontology annotation, cellular component: membrane; glycosylphosphatidylinositol-mannosyltransferase I complex. The record is from RefSeq and is a predicted model, not a curated record. Gene Ontology annotation, biological process: GPI anchor biosynthetic process. Bases 1 to 1236 code for a protein of 411 amino acids. Lineage: Eukaryota; Metazoa; Arthropoda; Arachnida; Araneae; Uloboridae. The transcript has a single exon. Gene Ontology annotation, molecular function: GPI mannosyltransferase activity; alpha-1,4-mannosyltransferase activity.